Messenger RNA from Eupeodes corollae, 1252 nucleotides. RefSeq names its product zinc finger C4H2 domain-containing protein. The coding region runs from base 263 to 1123 and encodes 286 amino acids. Lineage: Eukaryota; Metazoa; Arthropoda; Insecta; Diptera; Syrphidae. Gene Ontology annotation, cellular component: nucleus. The record is from RefSeq and is a predicted model, not a curated record. Gene Ontology annotation, biological process: positive regulation of neuron differentiation. The transcript has a single exon.
CAGUCCGGACGACAGCACCAGCAUCCAGCACAUUUUACUCUUUUAUUUUCAUCAAUUUAAAGUGAGAGAGAAAAAUGUUAAUAUUGUUUUGUUACUACAAAAUUCAAACAUCAAUCAAACAUUCUAAAAUGAAUUAAACUAUUUAUAAGUGUUAUAAAAAUAUUUCCAAAAGAAAAUUGAUCGAUUUUCUGUACAAAAACAAAGAAAAAGCCACCACCAAAACCAACCACACACGUCUCCAAUUGUGUCAACAAAAACAAAAAUGGCCACUACCGAAAUUUCAUCUUCCAACGAACGACACUACUAUGCAAAGCUGGAAGCUGUUAAGGAUAUCCGAGACAAAACCGUUCAGCUGGAAAAGCUCAAAGUGAAAAUUAUAAAAGAAGUGAAAAUCAGUGACGACGAAGAAAAAUGCCUCGAAGAGUAUCGCAAAGAGAUGGAGCAUUUGCUGGAGGAGAAAAUGAGCCAUGUUGAAGAACUGCGACAGAUUCAUGCGGACAUAAAUGACAUGGAGAACGUUAUCAAGCAGACCAAGGAGAAUCAGACACGUUCAGUGGAUAUGGCCAAUCGAAUAUACGAGGAGUAUCUUGCCAUGAAGUAUCAAAUCGAUCACAUGCGAAGAGACUAUCUAGGUCUGAGUCCACUAAGAGAUUUGCACGAAGAAGAAGGCAGCCCCAUUUCGAAAGAUCGCUUUCAGGCCAACUUUUUAAAAGCCCAAAGUGCAGCAGCAGCAAGUUCAUCAUCUGCUUCGUCUCUAGCACGUCCACAUCCCAGGCAUCCUUUAUUGCCGGAAGCUACAGUUACAUCGUUGCCACCAUCGGGUCCACAGCAUGCAUUUAUGCCUCCAGCACCGCCUCCGCCAUCGUCGGUUGGGGGUUCAGUGACACGACUCAAUAAAAGCGAAUUUCCCCCUUCGAAUCGCCUCCAACAAAGUCCAUCCAUUGGUAUGGGACAUCCCACCUUUCGUUCUGACUUUAAUGUGAAUCUCAGACAACAACCGCCGCCCAUGAAGUCUUGUUUAUCUUGCCAUCAGCAAAUACAUCGCAAUGCUCCCAUUUGUCCAUUGUGUAAGGCGAAAAGCCGUUCACGGAACCCCAAGAAGCCAAAAAAGAAAAACAAUUAAUUUCGAUUUCCGGGAUGCCAGGAUAGCUAGAAAGACGAAAGACGAUAGACGACAGCUGCAGUCGUUGACUCCUGCACUUUCAGCUCUGGAAAGCAUUUUACUUAUAGAGUUAUAUUAUAAUCCUUAUUA